This is a messenger RNA of Suillus discolor, 2127 nucleotides long. RefSeq lists its product as uncharacterized. NCBI's taxonomy places the organism in Eukaryota, Fungi, Basidiomycota, Agaricomycetes, Boletales, Suillaceae. Bases 1 to 2127 code for a protein of 708 amino acids. The transcript has 7 exons. The record is from RefSeq and is a predicted model, not a curated record.
AUGAAGGUUCCCGACAAGUGUCUCGAUGCAAUUCAAAUGGUUGUGCACCAAUUGAAUUUAUAUCAAUCUACCGUGAAAGCCUUGGGGACACUUCCAAAGUCACGCACCGUAGAUCAGGAGCUCCGACUGUACAUUUCCCUUUCCGCAUAUCUAGCAGCAAUUCUAUCCGCGUUCAGGGGAGAGCUGACAGCAGAUACCAACAUCGUCACUACAAAAUGGCGGUCCAUGCAUCUUGAUUUACAUAUUGCACUUGCUUUGCAUGAAAGCUCAUUCACGCUGGAGCAGCAGGCAGUCGCUUUGAAAAAGAUGAAAUGGUCCUGGAGUCAUUUCAAAGAGAAGAAGCCUUACAAAAAGGUACAAGAUACCACAGCAGCUGGAUUGCAUGCACAUUUCAGCUUGAAUGGUGACAACAUGUGUGCUGGUCCAUUCAAACACACACGUUCACCGGCUGAUUUGACUGCUGAAAUGGUUCAGAUGCUCCAAUCAGCAACAGAAGCCAAAGAAGAAGUCAAAGUAAAGCAAGAAAAGGGUUUGAAAUCUGUCUCCUUUGGCGGAAAUGAUAAACAAUUUGAGGUGGAAAUCAUGCCUGCACCUCCUCAGAAUGCCACUGGCAGCAAGUUGCGUAAGUCAUCUAAUGGCAAGAUGGUCAAAGCAACUGCAGAACCAGUUACGAACCUGCAUGAUUCUUCUGACAAAAUGGUGAUCAAUGUGGAUGAGGAGGAGGACAAUGCCCCACUGAUUGCACCUGGAGUCAAGUCAAAAUGUCUCGGAAAAGCUGUAGAUCGAAAGUCGACAAUGCAGGUAGCUGGAAGUCGUCAGCCUCGUCCUGCAAGUAUGGUGUCAGAUGAGGAGGAAAGCCACACCGAGCAGGUCGCAAGUAAUUUUGAAGGAAAGAAAGAUACAAAGAAGACAGCAAAAAAUCGGAAGACAAAUCCUAAGGCCACACGGAACAUCAAAAAGGGGAAGAGGAGAUCAGAAUCUCCUGCAGUCAAGUCAAAGGAAUGUGAACAGAAUAGGAUGGCAGGCUCCCCAUCUGAUGUUGAAUCUAACUCAGGUGUGACCCUCCCAGCGAAGUGUGCUGGAAGGAAGGGAAAAGGUCAUCCGCUAAUUGAAUCAGAGGAUGAGGAGUUAGAAGAUGUGGAGGACACCGGGACACCUGGAAAGGAGGAACAAAUGUUGAGAAUAGAGAAUGAAUCUGUGGGUUCCGUCCAAGCGGAGGAAUGUCCAUAUGACCUCGAAAUGUCGCAGGACAGUGCUGAUGAACUAGACGACAUUAUACUUCCUCCUGGGCUGGAGAACUGGGACACAUGGAACAAGGUUGCGUUCGAGCGAGGCAAUUCACAGAUUUUUUUGAAGUUAGGUGCAUGGAUGCUUCUCAGAUUCAGGCAGCUGGCAAUGAUUCCUGUCGAUGGAGACGUCAAUGGCCUCAUCAUUCCGGAAAGUCCACAAGGGAUGUCAUUCGAAAAUCAGGAUGAUUUUUACAAGGCACUGGCAAUGGAAAGAUUAUAUUCUGUGAUUGCUCACAUUGACACACGUCCUCGAUUCAUGAGGCAUAUCCUUCACAGAUUGGGACGGUCAGUUGCUUCAGCGGAUGAUGCAGAUAGCCAGUCACAACGGUCGGCCGUCGGCUCACCACCAGCAGUUACUCUUAGCAUGAUGUCUGAUAUGAUUGUGCCAUGGCUGUUGCUCACGAACGGGAUUCACGAUAAUUUGGGAAGUGAUGUAGUGGACGAGCAUGGGACAGUCACAGAUGCAUUGCAAGAGAUGGCCAUUGAUAGCAUUGACAAUCAAUUGGAUCUGCAACCUGAUCGGAGCGACCGCACUGAGGGGAAGCAAAAGAGGACAACCUCACAUGCAUCUCCACCCAAGCAAGAUGGUGGCUGUGGGCCAUCAAAGUGUCCGAAAGAUGGCAUGGAAUUGCCAGCUUUCUUGACAACCCCAAUUCCAAUUGAAAUCACACCCACAGUAGCAUCGAUACCUGAGGUUUCUGAUAUCCCCAUUGAUGAGGAUCCUGAUGUGACCGGAGAAGAUGAUGAUGGAUCUUCCCUGGUUGAUGGUGAACAUGUUGAGAUUGUAGCAGAAGCAGACCAUGGUAAUGAAGUCGAAAACACAGCUGCUCCUGCCUAA